AUGGCUACAUAGAUCAUGAAGUGUGUGAUAUUGAAAUGGAUUGGGAUAGUUUAGGAUAUACUGUAAAAUCUCAACAGGAAGAGACAGACGGUCAAUGGGCUCCUACAACAUGGCGAGAUUUACAAUUGGCAUUAGGUGCUGAAUUGGCAGCUGAAAUACGAAAGGAAGUAAAUAAGCCAAAUAAACAGGUAUACAUACAUACAUACAAUACUGUAAUUCUAAUAAUUAAACAAUGGUGAUGAUAAUAGACGAUAUUAAGAGAAUCUGCAAGAUUGGAUUUUAUGCGUGAUAUUCCAUUCACGAAAAUAAGAAACUUUGGUGGAAAAUUAGGUAAUGAAGUAGGAUCUGAAUUUGAAAUACUAAAAUCGAGUGAGUUAUGGCAGUUUAGCAUUGAAGACUUUCAAAAAAAAUUUGGUGAAUCUACAGGCAUUUAUUUAUAUAAUAUAUGUCGUGGUAUAGACAAUGAAGAAGUGAGUCCAACGAAAGCACCAAAAUCAAUGAUGGCAGCUAAAUCUUUUAAUCCUUCUAUCAAAACUCCCCAAGAAAUGGAAAAGUGGUUUAGUAUUCUGGCAGCUGAAUUACGAAACCGUAUUAUGCGGCAUUUUGAAGAGUAUGGAACAUGGCCCAAAACAAUAACAAUAAGAUAUGCAUCAAUUCAUCAUAGAUCCUACCGUUCAAAAUCUUUACGUUCAUUCUCUCAAAGUGAACUUAAAACACCUGAAAUAAUUGCAAAACGGUGUGGUCAAUUAUUUAAUUCUUUAGGAGAUGGAUAUCCUUGUAUUGGCCUUGAUUUUUGCGCUUCUAAUUUUAGUUCAUCUACAUCAUCCUAUCGUAUUAAUCAAUUCUUUACAAAGACAAACAAGCCUAUCCAUGACAGUAGUAGUCCUUCAGUCAUGAAUACAAUAGAUACUAAGAAGAAAGGAGGAUUGUUUUCUUAUUUGGCUAAUACUGGUCAUAAAACAAAUGAGGAUAAUGAUAGCUUUCUGUGUGAAAAAUGCAAUAAAAGAAUUCAUAUUACAGCUAUUGAAGAACAUUCAGAUUAUCAUUUUGCGUUAACGUUGAUGGAUGAAGAAAAAAAUGAAUCAUCAAAAAGGAGAGAAAAUAGAGAUGAAGAAGAAAAAAGUAUAAAGAAGAAGCAAAAAAAGACAUUAUUCUUUCAGUCAAAAAACACAACAUCGUCCUAAUCUAUUCUUUUUAUUUAUUUAAAUACAUAUUACUUGAA
Messenger RNA from Cokeromyces recurvatus, 1222 nucleotides. RefSeq lists its product as uncharacterized. The record is from RefSeq and is a predicted model, not a curated record. Lineage: Eukaryota; Fungi; Mucoromycota; Mucoromycetes; Mucorales; Mucoraceae. The transcript is spliced from 5 exons. Gene Ontology annotation, molecular function: DNA-directed DNA polymerase activity; damaged DNA binding. The coding region runs from base 282 to 1184 and encodes 300 amino acids. Gene Ontology annotation, biological process: error-prone translesion synthesis; response to radiation. Gene Ontology annotation, cellular component: replication fork; site of double-strand break; nucleus.